CUCAGGGGUCGAAGUACAUUAGGACGUAUACCAUUUUGAUUUUUUUCCGAAGUCGGUCAACAUUUAUCGAAGUUACCAGCUUUUGCAAAUUUCAUUAAAAUUCGUCGUUUUUUUCCCGAGAAUUUUUAGUUCAUUGUGUAGACGUUACAGAUUGGAGUACUGAGACAACAACAUGUCCACUGAUCAAGAAACACAAUUUAUUUUCUUCUGUAAUGGACGAAAGAUUACUGACAACAGUGUUGAUCCAAGCAUGAUGUUGCUCAGUUAUCUGCGACUGAAAUUGAGGUUGACAGGUUCCAAGCUCGGCUGUGGUGAAGGAGGAUGUGGAGCCUGUACUGUCAUGGUAUCAAGCUACGACAAGGCGACGAAAAAAAUUUCUCACAUCUCAGUAAACGCGUGCCUGACCCCAAUAUGCCAGAUUCACAUGAUGGCGGUUACAACAGUAGAGGGCAUUGGAAGCUUGAAGACGGGACUACAUCCGGUUCAGGAAAGGAUUGCAAAAUCGCACGGGUCUCAGUGCGGCUUCUGUACUCCUGGCAUCGUUAUGUCAAUGUAUACUCUUCUAAGAAACAACCACCAGCCAACUAUGUCAGACGUUGAGGACACUUUUCAGGGAAAUCUUUGUAGAUGUACUGGAUAUCGACCGAUCCUAGAAGGAUUCCGAACUUUCACAAAGAAUAAUGACUUCACUGAUACAGAAUAUUUGGCUUGUAAUGGUGGAACUCAAUGCUGUAGAUCUGGGGGCGGAAUCAAUGGGAUAUCCAAAACGCUUUUUCAGCCUUCAAAGUUCACCGCAUAUGAUCCGAGCACUGAAAUCAUUUUCCCUCCUGAGCUUAUUUUGAUGUUAGAAAAUGAAAAACCAAAGCUUUUAAGAUUUACUGGUGAAGACGUCACUUGGCUGAGACCUACCAAUCUUCACCAACUCUUCGAUAUCAGAAAACAGUUUCCAAAUUCAAAACUGGUUUCGGGAAAUACGGAAUUGGGGGUCGACGUGAAUCUGAAGAAAGUGAGAUAUCCCAUAUUAGUUUCACUUACCCACAUUACUGAGUUGAACACAGUUGAAUCAUGCGAUGUUGGUGUAAAAAUUGGAGCAUCAGUUACACUAUCAAGAAUUGAGGAAUUUUUGAGUAACGCAAUUAAAAAGAUUCCAGAUCACAAAUGUAAAUCGCUGUUCGCAAUUGUUGAUAUGCUUCAUUGGUUUGCCGGUCAGCAAAUACGAAACGUGGCCUCAAUUGGUGGAAAUAUAAUUACCGGAAGUCCUAUUUCUGAUUUGAACCCAAUAUUUAUGGCGUCUGGAUGCACUCUUGAGGUUGUCGAUACAGAAGGUGUUCGGCGUUUAAUUCCAAUUGUAAAUAAAUUCUUUACUGGUUAUCGGACAAAUUCGAUGAAGCCCAAUGAGAUUCUCAUAUCAGUCACUGUUCCAUACACAAAUAAGUCGGAGCAUUUCAAAGCAUUUAAACAAGCCCAUCGCCGUGAUGACGACAUCGCUAUAGUGAAUGCUGCCUUCAGGGUGGACUUACAAGAUGAAGUCAUCCAGAGCUGUUCAAUGGUAUUUGGUGGAAUGGCGCCCACAACAAAAUUAGCAAAGGAAACGAUGAGCAAGAUUAUUGGAAGGACGUGGGAUCAAUCAUUACUUGAAGAUACAACCAUACUCCUUGCCGACGAGAUGUCCCUUCCACCUGACGCACCCGGAGGAAUGGUGGAGUACAGACAGUCCCUCGUACUCAGUUUCUUUUUCAAGUUUUACCUGACUGUGAGACAACACUGCUCAUUUUCCGAGACCAUACUCCUUGCCGACGAGAUGUCCCUUCCACCUGACGCACCCGGAGGAAUGGUGGAGUACAGACAGUCCCUCGUACUCAGUUUCUUUUUCAAGUUUUACCUGACUGUGAGACAACACUGCUCAUUUUCCGAGAAUAAAUGUAUCAAUAUACAAUCAGUAGAUAUGUCAGCAACACUUCCCUUCAAAAGAGCCGAUAAACGGAGCACUCAGAUGUUUCAGGAGAUCCCUGAUAAUCAAUCCUCUGUUGAUCCUGUUGGCCGCCCAAUGGUUCAUUCGUCGGCCUACCAGCAGGCUACUGGAGAAGCUGUCUACAUCGAUGAUAUAGUUCCAUUUCAAGAUGAACUCUACAUGGCCAUUGUAUUCAGCCAGAAAGCACAUGCAAUAAUUAACGAUGACUUAAUGCAGAUUAUUUUGGUUUGGUUGCUGGACGUUAUAUAUAUGCUAUUAUUUUUCAAAUUGCCUGCUAGGUGUGUUGACGCUACAGCAGCGUUGCGCAUGCCUGGGGUCUAUGCGUUUAUCGACCACAAUGACGUCACAGGAAGUAACUUUUUUGGUGAACUUGGACAGGGUGAGGAACUCUUCGCUACAGUAAAGGUAACUUGUGUCGGCCAAUACAUCGGAGGAAUCGUAGCAGACAACAAGGAGAUAGCGCAACGAGCAGCCAGAAUGGUUCGUGUGGAAUAUCAAGAAUUAGAACCAAUCAUCUCCAUUGAAGAUGCCAUUGCAAAAGGAAGUUAUUUACAGCCAAUCAGAACACUGAGAAAUGGCAACGUGUCGGAUGGGUAUAAUAACUCAGACCAAAUUAUUAAAGGCGAAAUAAAACUUGGAGAACAGGAGCAUUUUUACUUAGAAACACAAACUGGAUUAGCUCUACCAAAAAGAGAAGACAACGUCAUGGAAAUUUUGUCCUCAUGUCAAGAUCAAAGAUUUAUGCAGGCAAGAGUUGCAAAUGUUCUGGGUGUACAGUUUCACAAGAUCACGGUUCGAGUGAAAAGACUCGGAGGCGGCUUUGGCGGGAAAGAAACACGUUGUUGGCAUCUUUCUGCUGCUCUUGCAGUCGCAGCCAAAAGAGUUGGGCGACCAGUGCGAUGUAUGCUUGACCGCGGUGAGGACAUGUCGAGUACGGGAACCAGACAUGCUUUUCUGGGACGUUAUAAGGUUGGCUUUACUAAUGAGGGCAAGAUACAAGCAUUGGAGAUUGAUCUGUACAGCAAUAGCGGAAAUUCUCAGGAUUCAUCAAUUUCAGUAAUGGAAUGUGCAAUGCUUCGUAUGCAAAACGCUUAUUACAUCCCUAAUGUAACAGUUAGAGGGUACUGUUGCAAGACCAACAUCCCUUCGAAUACAGCAUUUAGAGGAUUUGGAACUCCUCAGGCGCUGAUGAUGACAGAGAACUGGAUCUCCGACAUUGCGUUGGCGUGUGGCAUUUCACAGAGAAAGGUGCGAGAGAUUAAUAUGCUUCAAGAUGGCGAAUCGACAUACUGCAAUCAGAAAGUGCAGGACCUGUACCUAAUAAAAAGAUGCUGGAACGAAUGCUUAAAUAAAAGUGAUUAUGAAAUGAGACAGUUACAAGUAAAUGAGUUCAACAGAUCAAACAGAUGGAAGAAGCGAGGAAUAUCAAUAAUCCCACUCUCAUAUGGAGUCGGCUUUCAUGCAAAAUUUUUGAAUCAGGCAGGGGCAUUAGUGAUCAUUUAUACCGACGGAAGUGUUCUAUUGACACAUGGAGGUGUUGAGAUGGGACAGGGGCUGCACACUAAGAUGAUCCAAGUUGCGAGCCGAACACUGGGAAUUGCGUCAAACAGAAUUUACACAAAUGAGAAUUCAACGAGCACAGUACCAAAUACGUCGCAAACGGCAGCCAGUGUUGGCUCAGAUCUGAACGGAAUGGCAGUUAAGAUUGCAUGCGAGAAGUUAUGUCGAAGACUUGAGCCCUACAGAAAUCGAGAGCCAAGCAAAACAUGGGAUGACUGGGUUAAAGCAGCCUAUUAUGAUAGAGUUAGUUUAUCUGCCACGGGGUUCUACAAGACACCUGACAUUGGCUAUGAAUGGGAUACCAAGUCUGGUGAGCCAUUCUAUUACUUCUCGUUUGGUGCGGCCGUUUCUGAGGUUGAAAUUGAUUGUCUGACUGGUGAUCACAUGGUUUUGCGGACUGACAUUGUCAUGGAUGUUGGAGACACUAUCAACCCUGCCAUUGAUAUUGGACAGAUUGAGGGCGCUUUUAUACAAGGUUAUGGUUUAUUCACUUUGGAAGAGCACCGCUGGAGUCCCACUGGCAAUUUACUGACAAAAGGACCCGGAUUUUAUAAGUUACCUGGCUUCACAGAUAUUCCUGUUGAAUUUAACGUCUCUCUUCUGGACGGGGUGCCAAAUAAAAAAGUAGUUUGCUCAUCUAAGGCAAUUGGUGAGCCACCUCUUUGCUUGGCUAUCUCUGUUUUCUAUGCCAUCAAAGAAGCCAUCUUUAGCUCCAGACGCGAUUCCGGUAUCGAAGGAAGUUUUCGAUUGGACAGCCCGGCAACUGCUGAGCGAAUCAGAAUGGCCUGCGUGGAUAAAUUCACGGGAAAGUUUCCGUCUGCUACACCUGGGACAUUCACUCCGUUCUUUAUUCGCUCAUAAGAAACGAAGAACUAUAAUACUGUAUGGUGUGUAUGGUCAUGGCACAAUAACUUGUAUUGUAUUUCGUAAUAUCUGAGUUUUUUUGCAAUCACAAUUUGAUUGAAUAGGUUAGAACCUAUUGAUCAUAUAUUUUAAAGGGAGGCCUGUACGAAAUUUGGUACAAACAUAAUCAUGGAAAACAGACAGAAGAGAAAUUAUAACAUUGCUUUUACAUGUUGCAACGUCAAGUGAGAAGAAGAACUUAAAGAAAUGCUAUUAACAAUAA
This is a messenger RNA of Anneissia japonica, 4658 nucleotides long. Its product is annotated as xanthine dehydrogenase/oxidase-like. The transcript is spliced from 34 exons. Lineage: Eukaryota; Metazoa; Echinodermata; Crinoidea; Comatulida; Comatulidae. The record is from RefSeq and is a predicted model, not a curated record. Gene Ontology annotation, molecular function: iron ion binding; molybdopterin cofactor binding; FAD binding. Bases 173 to 4393 code for a protein of 1406 amino acids.